AUGUCUGGGCCUUUUAAUCGCCGCCCCCUUCCAGAUUACUUCAUCACUUCUCCACUCGUCGCCCUUCUUUAUCCACUUCAUCAGAUUUUAUUGCGCCUUCGGGGAUCUCCCCGACUUGCACCUCCAAACUCCGCCAUCCGUGUUGUCUGCAUCUCCGACACCCACACUCAAAGAUGGCCCGAUGUACCAGAUGGAGACCUUCUCAUACAUGCUGGGGAUCUUGCCAAUGACGGCUCCGUUCGAGAAAUCCAAGCUACCGUCGAUUGGUUACAAUCUCUGCCGCAUCAACACAAGGUCGUGAUCUGCGGAAACCACGAUAGCUACUUCGAUCCACGCUCACGCUGCGAAGAAGAUCGCGAUGGGCCUGCAAUUGCAUCGAAUCUAUCAGCAUCUACCUGUUCAUUACACUCUCUAGACGAUGUCAGCGCUACGUCGCGCAUCAAUUGGGGCGACAUUCACUACUUGCAACAUUCCUCUGUGAAGCUUGAGUUUCCUGCGACAUUAGACCCGUCCUCUACAACCCCUCUGGUCUCUCGUUCGCGCUCCCUCACAAUCUACGGUGCGCCACAAAUCCCAGCCAUCGUACCCUUUGGCCCGGAACACGCUUUCGCAUACCCGCCAGAACAGGAUGCUUGGUCUUGUACAAUACCCCUAGAUACAGACAUCCUCAUAACACACACUCCACCACAAGCUCACCUCGACCUAUCCCCUAUCUAUUCGACAGGUUGUCCCAAUCUCCUCGCGGAAACAUGGCGUGUCCGCCCGCUCCUGCACGUGUUUGGACAUGUCCACGAAUCAGCGGGCCGAGAACCCGUGUUCUGGGAUGAUGCCCAACGAGCUUGGGAACGUCUCUGUGCCUCACGUCGCCCCCGCGCAAAAUACAAUCGCAUUGUUGCCCUAGCUGGGCUGAUACGCGAUCUAUUAGAUCCAGCAGGUUGGGCUGAUGCCGCCCGAGUGCUGGUGUAUGGUGUGCUCGGUGUCAUCUGGUCGCAGGUUUGGGGAGGCGAGGGUGGCGGUAGUUGGAUGGUCAAUGCGGCUGCCAUGUAUCGGGACAGCGGGCGCCUGGGAAAUGCGCCUCAAGUCAUUGUUCUAUGA
Penicillium taxi is the source of this 1095-nucleotide messenger RNA. Its product is annotated as metallophosphatase domain-containing protein. NCBI's taxonomy places the organism in Eukaryota, Fungi, Ascomycota, Eurotiomycetes, Eurotiales, Aspergillaceae. Bases 1 to 1095 code for a protein of 364 amino acids. Gene Ontology annotation, molecular function: hydrolase activity. The transcript has a single exon. The record is from RefSeq and is a predicted model, not a curated record.